AUGAGGGAUGACAGACUACAUGCUGGGGGUAAACACUGCACGGUGCAGAUAGGGGGCAGGGACUUCCCUCCCAAACACGGGGGCCAUGGUGAUGGUGACCAUGUGGUCCAGAGGAGGGGAGGGGGGAGAGAGGCGAUCAGUGCCCCAGACUCAGACACUCUGGAGCGGAUCCCUGCCUCGGCAUCCUCCCUGUACCGAGACGAUCCCUGGAGGAAGCAGCUUUGCAAAAUGCUCAGGUGCUUGAUAAAGGAUUUUGAGACGCGCCCGUCCGUGACCCACCUGCUGGAGCACCCCUUCAUCAAGCAGGCCCACGGCAAGGAGCUCCCCCUGGGCCAGCAGCUCUCCAGCCUCCUGCGCCAGCAGCAGGAAGCUCAGAAGAGCUGCAAAACCAAGACCAAGCAUGAGAGGAUCAAUACUCGCAAGACCCUCAUCAUAGAGAGUUCCCCCGACGACGACCUCGUCAACCUGGAGGUUCUAGACGAGGAAACCAUCAUCACGCACCUCCACAGGAGGUACGACGAACUCCAGAUAUACACCUACGUUGGAGACAUCCUCAUCGCCCUCAACCCUUUCCAGAACCUAAGCAUCUACUCCCCGCAGUUCUCCAAGCUGUACCACGGGGCCAAGCGCGCCGACCACCCUCCACACAUCUUCGCCUCGGCUGACGCCGCGUACCAGGGCAUGGUGACCUUCAGCAAGGACCAGGGCAUGGUGACCUUCAGCAAGGACCAGUGUAUCAUCAUCAGUGGGGAGAGUGGAGCAGGGAAGACAGAGAGCGCCCACUUGAUUGUCCAGCAUCUCACCUUCCUGGGGAAGGCUAACAACCGGAUGCUGAGAGAGAAGAUCCUGCAGGUGAAUCCCCUAGUGGAGGCUUUCGGGAACGCGUGCACCGCCAUUAACGACAACUCCAGCCGCUUUGGCAAGUACCUGGAGAUGAAGUUCACCCCCUCCGGAGCCGUCAUGGGGGCCAAGAUCUCCGAGUACCUCCUGGAGAAAUCCCGAGUCAUCAAACAGGCCACCGGGGAGAAAAACUUCCACAUAUUUUACUACAUCUAUGCUGGGCUGUACCACCAAGGCAAACUGAAGCACUACAGCCUGCCUGACAGGAAGCCCCCCAGGUACAUCAAUAACGAGCAUGGCCGGGCGAUGCAGGACAUCGUGUCCAACAAGCUGUACCAGGAGCAGUUUGACGCCAUUCAGGACUGCUUCCGCAUCAUCGGCUUCACAGACGAGGAGGUGAACUCGGUGUACAGGAUUCUCUGUGCCAUUUUAAAUACAGGAAACAUUGAAUUCGCUGCCAUCACAUCCCAACACCAGACAGAUAAGAGCGAAGUGCCGAACCCUGAACCCCUGGAGAACGCGGCGGCGCUCCUGAGCAUCGGCCCCGAGGAGCUGCAGGAGGCCCUGACCUCGCACUGCGUGGUGACCCGGGGCGAGACCAUCAUCCGCACCAACACGGUGGACAAGGCCACCGACGUGCGGGACGCCAUGUCCAAGGCCCUGUACGGACGGCUGUUCAGCUGGAUAGUCAACCGCAUCAACGCCCUCCUCCAGCCCGACACCAACAUCUGUGCCGCGGAAAGUGGAAUGAAUGUGGGAAUCUUGGACAUCUUUGGAUUUGAGAACUUCAAGAAAAACUCCUUUGAGCAGCUGUGCAUCAACAUUGCCAACGAACAGAUUCAGUUUUACUUCAACCAGCAUAUCUUUGCCCUUGAGCAGAUGGAGUACCAGAGCGAGGGAGUGGAUGCCAGCCUGGUGGAGUACGAGGACAACAGGCCCAUCCUGGACAUGUUCCUCCAGAAGCCCAUGGGCCUGCUGUCUCUGCUGGACGAGGAGAGCCGCUUCCCCCAGGCCACAGACCAGACCUUAGUGGAUAAAUUUGAGGACAAUCUGCGCUACAAGUACUUCUGGAGACCGAAGCGUCUGGAGCUUUGCUUUGGCAUUCAGCACUACGCGGGAAAGGUCUUGUACAACGUCAACGGCUUCCUGGAGAAGAACCGAGACACGCUCCCGGCAGACAUCGUGGUGCUCCUGAGAACCUCAGAGAACAAGCUUCUGCAGCAGCUGUUCUCCAGCCCCCUGACCAAAACCGGUAAUCUAGCCACAUCGAGAGCCCGAGUCACGGCUGCCUCCAGAUCCCUGCCUCCCCAGCUCAACUCAGGACGCAACAAGGUGGACACCAUGGAGAUGAUGCGUCACCCGGAAGAGACCACCAACAUGAGGAGGCAGACCGUGGCCUCCUACUUCCGUUACUCCCUGAUGGACCUCCUCUCCAAGAUGGUGGUGGGACAGCCACACUUUGUGCGCUGCAUCAAGCCCAACGACGACAGGCAGGCGCUGCGCUUCUGCAAGGAGAGGGUGCUGCUGCAGCUGCGCUACACCGGCAUCCUGGAGACCGUGGCCAUCCGCCGGCAGGGCUACUCCCACCGCAUCCUGUUCCAGGAGUUUGUUAACAGGUAUUACUACCUGGCCUUCCGCGCCCACCAGAUGCCCGACACGAGCCUGGAGAACGCUGUGGUCAUCCUGGAGCGGGCCAAGCUGGAGAACUGGGUCGUGGGCAAGACCAAGGUGUUUCUGAAGUACUACCACGUGGAGCAGCUGAACCUGCUGCUGCGGGAGGUGAUAGCACGCGUGGUGGUGCUGCAGGCCUACACCAAGGGCUGGCUGGGCGCUCGACGCUACCGCCGGGAGAAGGCGAGGAGGAACACCGGGGCCAUCGUCAUCCAGUCAGGCAGGGCCGGGCCGUGUGCUGCCCUGCACAUGUUCCGCGCGGGGGAGUUUGUGUUUACUCAGCACAUGGGCAUGUCCGUCAUUAAGGAAGUAUGCGCCACGCAGGAGAGCAGCAGCUGA
Molecule: messenger RNA, 2850 nt
Organism: Osmerus eperlanus (European smelt)
Lineage: Eukaryota; Metazoa; Chordata; Actinopteri; Osmeriformes; Osmeridae
Product: myosin-IIIb-like
Exons: 23
Coding region: 1-2850 (949 amino acids)
Biological process (GO): sensory perception of sound; regulation of actin filament length; peptidyl-serine phosphorylation
Cellular component (GO): stereocilium tip; myosin complex; photoreceptor inner segment
Molecular function (GO): ATP binding; protein binding; protein serine/threonine kinase activity
Source: RefSeq, a predicted model, not a curated record